Messenger RNA from Aphis gossypii (cotton aphid), 561 nucleotides. RefSeq lists its product as uncharacterized. The transcript has 4 exons. The coding region runs from base 1 to 561 and encodes 186 amino acids. The record is from RefSeq and is a predicted model, not a curated record. NCBI's taxonomy places the organism in Eukaryota, Metazoa, Arthropoda, Insecta, Hemiptera, Aphididae.
AUGCCACGUUCGUGCUGCGUUGUUGGAUGCCAAACUGGAUAUAAGUCCAACUCUAAUAAAAUUGUAUCUACUUUCUCUUUUCCAAAAAAUGAAAGUUUGAGGCAAAAAUGGAUAAAUGUGAUACCUCGAAAAGAUCUUAUUGUUACCCAAAAUUCAGCAGUAUGUGCUAACCACUGUACUGAAGAUCAAAUUAUUACAAAAUGGUCUUCAGGGGUUGGCAACAAUAAAGUGUGUAUAAAUUUAAAAUAUCCAAAAUUGAAAGAAGAUGCAAUUCCGUGUUUAUUUCCUGGCCCAAAAUAUCUUUCAAAACCAAUUAAAAAAAGAAAAUCUCCUACAAAGCGAGUUAAUUUGAUGUGUGCACCCACUGAUUCUAAAAAAAUGAAACCAUUAGUUGAUUUUAAUAUAGUCGAACAAAAUACUUCCGGUAAUGAACUUAAUUCAGAAUCGAUUGAACUUCUUCAAGAUUCUAACAUACCCACAAAUCAAAACUUUGAAAACAUUUGCAGUGGUAUUAAAUCUAUUACCCUCCCAGAUUUAUCAGUGAAUUCAAAAAUUAUUUGA